This is a messenger RNA of Eimeria tenella, 570 nucleotides long. Its product is annotated as actin, putative. The coding region runs from base 1 to 570 and encodes 189 amino acids. Lineage: Eukaryota; Apicomplexa; Conoidasida; Eucoccidiorida; Eimeriidae. The transcript has 8 exons. The record is from RefSeq and is a predicted model, not a curated record.
AUGACCACCCGAGACAACUACGAGCACGUCAGGGUUAUCAAGGAGACCCUCUGCUUCUGCUCCCUCGACCCAGCCUCUGAUCAGCAAAGGACAGACUUGGAAAGGACCUACCGCCUCCCCGACGGCCUUACUCUCAGAGACGGCGAAACCACGGAAAUAGUUUUGGGCCCCGAGCGCUUCUACCCUGCUGAGGCUCUCUUCAACCCGCAGCUCUGCGGCCGCGACAAUCCCUCGCUGACGGACUUGUUGUGGUCUUCCGUCAAAGCCUGCCCGAUAGAAAGCCGCAAGAGCCUUGUGGCAAAUGUCAUUCUGUGUGGCGGCUCUACUAUGUUCCCCGGAUUCCCAGAGCGACUCGAACUCGAACUCCAAAACACUUCGCCCCCCCAGGCCCGCGGCUUCGUCAAAGUCGACGCGCCCCCCCAGCGCCAGUUCCUCGUCUGGCUCGGCGCCAAGUGCUUCUGCGACGCGGCCCUCAGGCCUCUCCAAGACCACCUCUGGAUAACGAAGGCAGAGUGGGAAGAAGCGGGCCCCAGAAUCGUAGCUCAAAAGGCAGCAAUAAAAGGCAGCUGA